AUGGCGCCGACAUUCAGAUCCUCCCGCUCAGGUCGCCAAUUUGGUGAAACCGCAAAUCGCAGUCGCACCAGCGCAGCCGAACACGACGUCUUCGAAGGCCUUCCGAUCCGUCGCUGGACCCGUCAAACGCAUACAAUCUCGCAAGACGCCAAACCCGAGAGUCUUCCCGACAACGCCGGCGGCAGCAACAAUGUUGGUGGUGGUAGCGGUACUGGUGGCGGUAAAUCAGACCAGCCUUUUCCCGAAUUACCUAUGCCUAAGGAUAGUCAUUUACUAGCCCCGCAAAGCCGGGCGUUGCUUCGCGCGGCGAGGGCAGGGUAUAUUUAUUUGCUUCCGGCGUCGAAGGAUACGCAGUCUGGGGAUGAGAAGGAUGGACCUGAUAUGGAGGAUGCGACUACACCUGCAGUGAAGAAUGAGAGGAGUUAUACGGCGAGGAAAUGGAGUCAGAUUCCCCGACAUGUUGAGCUUCCGGAAGUGGAGUUUUUGGCGAAGAGGAGACCUGGUUUGCCGUCUUUGUAUGGUGCUUCUGGCGCCGUUACGGCUGCUGUCCCCAAUGCAUCACAACCCAUGCGGAAAGCCAAAAUUCGAAAAGUUGAUCCUGAGACGGGUAAUAUUACGAUCUACGAUGCUUGGAUUCCAGAGGGUCAGAAACUCGAGGGGGAGAUUAAGGAUGAGUCUCAGGUUUCGAAUGGUCAUCCCGAUGUUACAGUGAUCAAGGCGACUCCUGCGCCGGGAACGGUGGUGGAAGGCGUUGGUGUCGCAAAUGCUGAAGGAAUUGUGGUCGCGUCAACAGCUGUGGAGUCGCCGACCAAGAGGAAAGGACCACCGCCACCAAAGAGAAAGGGCAAAGGAUUGAGAGGCAGAGGCCGGAAGAAGGUCAUGUUUGCGCCUGGUGAAGGUGCUGAAGCUGGGGGAGAAGAUAGAGUGGCCGAGGGUGAACAAGAUGAAGACGAGGAUGACGAAGAGGGCGAUGAGGGUGAAGAUGGUGAGGAGGGUGAGGAGGCUACUAAGCAGGGAGAUACGUCUGGAGGAGAUACGCCGAUGAAGGACGCAGCACCUGAUACGGCUCCCAAGUUAGACCUUGAUGCGAUGCCAAGUCUGCUGCCUGCUGCAGAAAUCGAGAAUGUACCGUCUACAACCGAGCCUGUUAUCCCAGAACUCCAAUCUCCAGUUCGACCGCAAUCAGAAAAAUUGACUCCAGAAAAUCCCGUGCCGGAGAUAGAAACAACGAAAACAGAAGAGGUCACUGAAGUAAAAUCCGAACCUACGCCCAGUGCAGAUAUGAUGGAAGAUGUUCAGCAAACACAACCUCCUCCAGAGCUUCCAGUUACCGAAAAGAUUGAAGUCACAGAAACCGUCCAGCCUGCGGUAGAUAGCAUAGCUGCAGUUGAGACUGAAACGGAAGUCGAGCAAACCAUACAACUACCAGAGCCGCCCGUCGCUUCUGAACCGGUUGAUGAACCCGGAACAGCGACCACUGCGCCUGAACCACAACCCGACCUACCAGACACCGUUGAGACUAGUCAAACAAAAGAGCCCUCGCUGCCUCCAGAGGAAGCAACCCAAGUGAAGACAGAACAAUCUCCAGCUAUUGAGGCUCCUACGGAAACCGAAGCCAAGCCUGAAGCUGAACCUAUCGUUUCUGAGCCAGCCCCAGAGGAACAAGUCAUCCAGGAACCAAACCCUCCAGCAGAAGAAGCUGCUAUCAAGGUGCCGGAGGCGUCUGUUGAUGAAAAGAGCGGGGAAUCCUAA
Messenger RNA from Talaromyces marneffei, 1752 nucleotides. RefSeq lists its product as uncharacterized. The transcript is spliced from 2 exons. The coding region runs from base 1 to 1752 and encodes 583 amino acids. NCBI's taxonomy places the organism in Eukaryota, Fungi, Ascomycota, Eurotiomycetes, Eurotiales, Trichocomaceae. The record is from RefSeq and is a predicted model, not a curated record.